This is a messenger RNA of Mucor velutinosus, 1479 nucleotides long. RefSeq lists its product as uncharacterized. Gene Ontology annotation, cellular component: membrane. The record is from RefSeq and is a predicted model, not a curated record. Gene Ontology annotation, molecular function: transmembrane transporter activity. The transcript has 10 exons. Gene Ontology annotation, biological process: transmembrane transport. The coding region runs from base 1 to 1479 and encodes 492 amino acids. Lineage: Eukaryota; Fungi; Mucoromycota; Mucoromycetes; Mucorales; Mucoraceae.
AUGAUAAAAGACGGUGGCGAGAACAACAGCCGUAUAUUGCAGCCAGAAGCUGUGGAAGAUCAAGAUAGAAUGCUAGCUGAAAAGAAACUUAUUCGCAAAAUAGAUACAAGAUUAUUGCCAUUUCUCAGUUUCAUGUACUUGUUUUCUUCAUUGGACAGAUCGAGCUUAGGAAACGCUGUGCUAGACAACUUUGAACAAGACAUUGGUAUCACACCUGAUCAAUUCAACACUUGUGUCACUAUCUUUUAUGCUGGAUUUUUGAUCUUUCAGAUACCAAGCAAUAUAUUGUUAAAACGGUUCACGGCAAAGAGAUGGCUGCCUCUGUUGAUGAUCUGCUGGGGGUCCAUUGCCUGUCUUCAUGCCACUGUCAAGAGCUAUCAUCAGUUGAUGACAUUGCGAUUCUUUUUAGGAUUCUUUGAAGCUGGUUUUUUCCCUGGUGUGGUGUAUUUUCUGACCCUAUUUUAUAAAAAGAAUGAAAUGGCUACUCGCAUUGCUUUGUUUUGGGGAUCCACUGUCGCAGCUCAUGCGUAUGCUGGUGUAUUGGCCUAUGGUAUUUUACAACUGAGAGGUAAUGGCGGCUUGACUGGAUGGCAGUGGCUAUUUUUGAUUGAGGGUAUGCCUACUGUGAUUGUUGCCGUCAUCGCAUUCUUCUACUUGCCUGCUUCUCCAUCUACCUGGUCCAUCUUUACGGAAGAAGAAAGAAUACUAGCAAUUGAGAGGCUGAAUGAAGACGGCGAGAUUACCAAUCAUCACAUCACACUGGGAGAUUUAGAUGCGUCAAACAAGAAGCAAGCUUUGAAAGCAUUGACUGAUUGGAAAGUGUGGAUGUAUAUGGUCAUGUUCUUCUGUGGCAGUGUACCCAAUACAAGCAUAUCCAACUUCCUGCCCUCCAUCGUCAAAGGAAUGGGAUACGACGAUAAACUGUCUGCUAAUCUCAUGUCAGCUCCCCCUUAUGUAGGCGCAGUUUUUGUUAUGGUUGCUGGCGCUUAUUCCUCAGAUAGACGAAAAGACCGCGCAUUUCACGCCAUUGCAGGAGCAUGCAUUUGCAUGAUUGGGUAUAUCGUUUUAACAAUUUGCACGGAAAGAGCCGAGUUAUAUACAGGUGUUUGUAUUGCAGUAGCUGGUAUAUUUGUUAUCAACCCCAUUGUCAAUGCCUGGCUGACCAGCAACAUUGCGCCUGAUAUGAAGAAGGGUGUAGCCACAGCAAUGGCUGUCUCUGCUAAUAAUUCUGCUGGCCUUUUGGGAUCCAACAUUUACAGACAUUCAGAUGCUCCUCGAUACUUGCGUGGACAUGUUACAAACCUGGUCUUUACUGUGGUGUUUAUUUGCCUUGCAUUGACGCAACGAUACCUUUUACAAUGUGCCAAUAAGAGGAAGCAUGAAGAGAAAGCAAAGCUUACGGCAGAUGAACUGCAAGAGACGUUGGACAAUGAUACGCGAAUUGGAGAUGAGUCUCUUGUUUUUGCAUAUAGAUUGUAG